AUGGGCUGCAUGAAAUCAAAGCAGACUUUCCCAUUUCCUACCACAACUGAGGGUGACAAGCGGCAGACAAGUGCAGAAAGCUUCAUGUCAGCAGAGAGAUUUCCACCUAGGAUGCCGUCUCCAGUUACCAUCCAGGAAGUGAAGGAACCCACAGAGCCCAAAAUUGUGGUCUCUGAAUUUGCACACCGCCUGUCCCAGGAAAUCGUGAGUGAUGCCUUGCAGCAGUGGGCAGACAAGAACAUCAAAUACUCUGACAUCCCAUAUAUUGAGAGUGAGGGGCCUUGACGCUGCAGAAUUAUAUCACUUUCUUGAACUGUGGAUAUAGUUGGUGCUAGUUUAAAUACAUGA
This is a messenger RNA of Miniopterus natalensis, 348 nucleotides long. RefSeq names its product A-kinase anchoring protein 19 (gene AKAP19). Gene Ontology annotation, molecular function: protein kinase A regulatory subunit binding. The record is from RefSeq and is a predicted model, not a curated record. NCBI's taxonomy places the organism in Eukaryota, Metazoa, Chordata, Mammalia, Chiroptera, Miniopteridae.